Molecule: messenger RNA, 1647 nt
Organism: Dentiscutata erythropus
Lineage: Eukaryota; Fungi; Glomeromycota; Glomeromycetes; Diversisporales; Gigasporaceae
Source: the annotation of a GenBank genome assembly
GAGUUUUCAAAAAAACAUAAAACGCCUGACAAAAUUGAAGAAAUAAGCUUAUAUAAUUUCUUACUAUUUUGUCAAAAGACCCUCGCAGAAAGAUCAAAAACACUUAAUUGGGAGGAUAAGUCAUCUGUGCACCAAGAAUACUAUAACGGAAUUAAAAAGAAAAUAGACAAUCAUAGAAUUCAAACAUGGGGAAAACUUGGCAAAAAAGACCUGGAAAAUGUGCUUGAUAUGUAUAAGAAAGUAUAUACCAAAGGAUAUUAUCUGAUCCUUCAAUUUUGGGCUGAUGUUGCAGCAAUCUAUUAUAUCGGACCUAAAAACUAUGAAUCUCUUAUUAAUAAAGUUCAAAUUUUGAUUAGUUUAUAUGAGGACGUAAAUGUUUUAAAGUGCACUGUGAAGUACGUUGCAAACCUUUCAGAACAACAAAUUAGGACAAUCAUCCUAAAGGCUGAAAAAGACAUAAGUAAAUUUGGUGCAAAAAUUUUGCAUCAAAUUUUCGAUAAAAAUCAAAUUAAGCUGCUUUUUCCAGAUAAAAUUUUUGAAUCUUCUCCUUCAGAAUAUGAAAAUAUUUAUUUCGGAAUAACAAAUGCCCUACAUAAAUAUGAAAUGAAUUCAGAAUGUGCUCCAAUAAUUGAAAUAAAUGGAUUUGAAACGAAGGAUAAAGCAACAUAUCUUAACAUCUUAGAAAAUUGGUUUAGAGAGUGGGUUAAUCCGUCACCUGUAAUGUCUGAAUCGUAUUAUGUGGAGAUUUACAUUUAUCGACCACUUCAAAUAAUUUUGCAUAAUUUACUAUACUUACGAAUUCAUCUCUAUGGUCCUGAACAUGAAACUAAAUGUUCUUUUGAAAGAAGAAGUUGGCAUCAUUAUCCGCCAUAUGGCGAGUGGCCAUCAGACUUAGAGGAAUCUCGAAGUAUAUUUGAUGUAUCGGACGAGCUCAAUGAUCAAAACAUUAUUGUUGAAGAAAAAGUUAUAAUUAAAAAUCAAAUCGAUGAUGAACCUAUUAUUUUUCCAUCAAAUGCUACUAUUCUAUUAAAUGAAGAUGCGAAACUAGAGAUUACCUAUGUUCGAGUUUAUUCUAAGAAGGUUGAUACAGCCCUUACAUAUAUAUAUAGAAAUAACUUAGCAUACCUUCUAAUUGUAGAAGCAAAACUUCCUAAUGCACCCUUUCACGGAGUUUAUGAUAAACUCUUACGAUCAAUAAAUGAUGCAAUAAAUAGUUUUCUAAUUUAUAUAGCAAAGGAUGCUAAGAAUAUUACAAGUAUAUUAGAAAAUCUUUUAAAGAAAUUGAGAUGGAUAGCAAUUUUUGUUGCUGAGGGAAGAUUUUCUUUGAUGGCUAUUAAGCUUAUGGAUAAUUAUCAACUUCGGUUAUGUUUUCCUAUAGGUGAAGCUAGAGUUCCCGUAAAAUCUGACAAUAUUUCAGAUUCAAUCUUUUUGCUGAGUUUAUUAAUCUAUAUUAGGAAAACUGUUAACGAAAACUUAAUAAUAUUAAAAGAAAUCGAAAAAGAAAUUGAAAGAAUUAAAUCAGAAUCCUCUUCUCUUGAAGAAAUUAAUUUGGCAAGAGAUUUCCUUGAGAAGACUGUCCAUGCAACGCCAUCAACACCUCUAAAAUAUAAAAAAUUUAAAAUAGACUUAAGUUUUCGCAUUAAUUGA